Tripterygium wilfordii is the source of this 3557-nucleotide messenger RNA. RefSeq names its product alpha-aminoadipic semialdehyde synthase. Gene Ontology annotation, molecular function: saccharopine dehydrogenase activity. Gene Ontology annotation, cellular component: cytoplasm. NCBI's taxonomy places the organism in Eukaryota, Viridiplantae, Streptophyta, Magnoliopsida, Celastrales, Celastraceae. The transcript is spliced from 25 exons. The record is from RefSeq and is a predicted model, not a curated record. The coding region runs from base 249 to 3410 and encodes 1053 amino acids.
AUUUAAUGCACACACAUGAAUGCACAGUCAAAAAUCCCAAUUAGGAUUCACUCUUCUUCAUCUGAGAACCCAUUCUCUGGCUCUCUGCAGCCCGGUCCCCUCUCUUCAGCUUUUUAGCUUUUCUGUUCUCUUCUCUCUGGCAAAUACACAAACGUUAGCAGGGAAACAUUUGCCUGGCAGAGUCGCGGGAGUUUCAGUCUUUCAGAGAUUACAUUUCUAGUAAAACGAAGCACAGCCAAACUUAUCCAAUGCUCGGGAACGGAGUUGUUGGGAUUCUCGCUGAGUCUACAAAUAAGUGGGAGAGAAGGGCGCCUCUAACCCCCUCUCACUGUGCUCGACUUCUACAUGGGGGCAGUGAUAGAACCGGGGUGGCUCGGAUAGUUGUGCAGCCAUCCACAAAGCGCAUUCAUCAUAAUGCACUUUAUGAGGAUGUUGGAUGUGAAAUAUCAAAUGACUUGUCAGAAUGUGGUCUUAUCCUGGGGGUCAAGCAACCAAAGCUUGAGAUGAUUCUACCUGAUAGAGCUUAUGCCUUCUUCUCCCACACUCGCAAGGCCCAGAAAGAAAAUAUGCCUUUGCUGGAUAAGAUUCUGGCUGAGAGGAUUUCAUUGUAUGACUAUGAGCUUAUUGUUGGAGAUCAUGGGAAAAGGUUACUUGCAUUUGGAAAAUAUGCUGGAAGAGCAGGGCUAAUUGACUUUUUACGUGGAUUGGGACAACGUUUCCUAAGUCUUGGAUAUUCAACACCUUUUCUCUCGCUGGGGUCAUCUUAUAUGUAUUCUUCCCUUGCUGCUGCCAAGGCUGCUGUAAUUUCUGUGGGUGAAGAGAUAGCAACCCUUGGACUGCCAUCAGAUAUCUGUCCUCUAGUUUUUGUUUUCACUGGUUCUGGAAAUGUUUCUCAUGGUGCACAAGAGAUCUUUAAGCUUCUUCCUCACACUUUUGUCGAGCCAAGCAAACUUCCUGAACUAUUUGCUAAUGUCAGGGAUUUCAGUGAGCAUGCAAGGACAUCAAAGAGAGUGUUCCAAGUAUAUGGUUGUGUUGUGAAUUGUCAAGAUAUGGUUAAACACAAAGAUUCUUCCAAAGCAUUUGAUAAAGUGGACUAUUAUGCGCAUCCAGAACACUAUGAGCCCAUUUUCCAUGAGAAGAUUGCCCCAUAUGCAUCUGCUAUUGUCAAUUGCAUGUAUUGGGAGAAAAGAUUUCCUCGUCUGUUGAGUACGCAACAGCAUCAUGAUCUAAUGGAGAAAGGAUGCCCACUUUUCGGAAUCGCUGAUAUAACCUGCGACAUUGGGGGCUCGAUAGAGUUUGUCAACCAAACCACAUCAAUUGACUCACCUUUCUUCAGAUACGAUCACUUAAGUGGUAGAUACCAUCAUGACAUGGAGGGCAAUGGCGUGAUAUGCUUAGCUGUUGAAAUUCUUCCCACAGAGUUUGCAAAAGAGGCUUCUCAACAUUUUGGAGACAUACUAUGCCAAUUUAUUGGUAGUUUGACAUCUACAACAGACAUUACAAAGUUACCAGCACAUCUUAGGAGAGCUUGCAUAGCCCAUGGAGGAGCACUUAACUCCUUGUAUGAGUAUAUUCCACGGAUGCGAAAAUCUGAUUCAAAUGAUAUAACGGAAAAUCUUUCAAGUAGCCAAUUUGGCAAGAAGAAAUACAGUAUACUGGUGUCGCUAAGUGGUCACUUAUUUGAUCAGUUUUUGAUAAACGAGGCUCUGGACAUAAUUGAAGCUGCUGGAGGCUCCUUUCACUUGGUGAAAUGUCAAGUAGGCCAGACUACUGAUGCUAUGUCAUACUCAGAACUUGAAGUUGGUGCAGAUGAUAGGGCAGUUCUAGAUCAAAUAAUUGAUUCUUUAACUUCUAUUGCUAAUCCAAAUGACAAUUAUGGAUUAGAUAAAGAUGCUAGUAAGAUUUCCCUGAAGGUUGGUAAAGUGCAGCAGAGUGUCAUUAUGAAGGAAGAUGAUGCGAAAAGGAAGACUGCAGUUUUGAUUAUUGGUGCUGGCAGAGUUUGCCAGCCAGCUGCUGAAUUCUUAGCAUCUGUUGGAAGCAUGUCAUCUCACCAAUGGCAUAAAACAUGCCUGGAUACUGAUAUCAAUGGCUCGAAUGAUUUCCAAGUUACUGUUGCAUCUCUUUAUUUAAAGGAUGCAGAAGAGAUUAUUGAAGGCAUUCCAAAAGCAACAGCAGUUCAGCUUGAUGUGAUGGAUCAUGCAAGUCUUUGCAAAUAUAUUUCACAGGUGGAGGUUGUUAUAAGCUUGCUGCCUGCUAGCUGCCAUGUUAUUGUGGCUAAUGCAUGCAUAGAGCUUGGAAAGCAUCUCGUCACUGCAAGCUAUGUUGAUAAUUCAAUGUCAAUGUUAGAUGAGAAGGCAAAAGGUGCUGGCAUUACAAUUCUUGGUGAGAUGGGCUUGGAUCCAGGAAUAGAUCAUAUGAUGGCAAUGAAGAUGAUCAAUGAAGCACAUGCUAGAAAGGGGAUCAUAAGGUCUUUCUCUUCUUACUGUGGUGGACUUCCAUCUCCGGAAGCUGCAAAUAAUCCAUUAGCAUACAAAUUCAGUUGGAGCCCUGCUGGAGCCAUCCGAGUUGGGCGCAACCCUGCUACCUAUACAUCUCAUGGUCAAACUGUGCAUGUUGAUGGGGACAGUCUUUAUGACUCUGCUGUGAGACUCCGGCUAAUUGAUCUUCCAGCUUUUGCAUUAGAGUGUCUCCCAAAUCGCAACUCUUUAAUUUAUGGGGAACUCUAUGGAAUAGAAAACGAAGCCUCAACCAUCUUCCGAGGAACCCUCCGUUAUGAAGGGUUCAGCGAAAUAAUGGGGACACUUGGACGAAUUGGUCUUUUUGGUGCUGAAGCUCAUCCAGUUCUUAAACACAGAGAAAGACCCACAUUCAGAACGUUUCUGUGUGCACUUUUGAAGAUUAAUUGUGGAAGUUUAGAUGCGGCUCAAAUAGGAGAGGAGGACAUUUCUGAAAGGAUUCUCUCUCUUGGACACUGCAAAGAGCAAGGAAUUUCAAUGAAGGUUGCCAAAACUCUACUUUUUUUGGGACUUCACGAGCAGACAGAAAUUCCUGUUUCUUGCCAAAGUGCAUUUGAUGUUACUUGUUUCCGCAUGGAGGAAAGAUUGUCUUAUUCCAGACUAGAGCAGGAUAUGGUGCUUUUGCAUCAUGAAGUGGAGGUAGACUUCCCUGAUGGUGAACCUUCAGAGACUCAUAAGGCAACUCUGUUGGAGUUUGGAAGGACUGAAAAUGGGAAAACCACUACUGCCAUGGCUCUUACUGUUGGCAUUCCGGCAGCCAUUGGAGCUCUGCUUUUGCUUGAGAAUAAGAUUCAGACGAGAGGUGUCAUGAGGCCUAUUCAACCUGAAGUUUAUAUACCUGCGCUGGACAUCCUGCGUGCUUAUGGUUUCAAGUUGAUGGAGAAGGUCGAGUAAAUCCUACUUUUUGUAUAGCAUGUUCUUUCUUUCUCUACAAAUGUAACGUCAUAAUUGUAAAAUUCAAAAAUCAAAUGGUGUUACGCUAAGUUGUGUCCAAUAAAUAUCAUAGGUUGUCUACAAAUUUGUAGACCACAGAUGACAAGA